CGUCAACAAAGUUUUGCUUUAUUUCAGUGCCUUGAUUUCAGUCAAGCUUUGAGUCAAGUUUUCAUUUUUCAUUUUCACCCUUGUGUGUGAGUUGGACGCAAGAGCCAAGCCGCUACGCGCCCUAACCCAAAAUAACAGCAACAACAGCCUUGUGUGUGAGAACCCGGCGAGGCUGAAGCCGCAGCCUCCCGCACCUCCGCCACUGUGGAUCUGGAUCUGGAACGGACACCGAGUCGGCAGGCCUCAGAGUCUGCCAUGCAGGACUGGAGGAACGCUAUCUUUAACCCACCGCCGUCGGCCUCGUUCACGUAUAAAAUGGGUAACUCGACGGUGCGACUGCAGAGCCGCCUGGUGGUGGCGCUGGGAAUCAUCGGCGGUAUCGUAGUGUUGUAUCUUAUGCUCCAGCGCAGCUCUGGUGGAAUGACUGUCGCUCAAACUGUCUGGGGGAAGUCGGCUCAGACUAGGUGUAACAGCAGCUACCCCCUCUCACACCCACUACCAGGCCGGGGCGGCAUGGGCUCCCGCUACCGUAUCGCCGUCAUCACCGACCUAGACCAGGCCUCGCGCCGGGAGUCGAGCUGGAUCAGUCUCCUGCGGCACGGGUGGUUGGAGUGGCACCACCGUCACGACGGGCGACCCCCGGCAGCGGAGGUGACGUGGGAUGAAGAGGAUGUGACGGUGAAGUCGUCACUGGCAAAUGGCGGUCGCGCCAUGGAGCUUUCGGAGCUGGUCUCGUUCGGCGGACACCUACUUUCUGUCGACGAUCGUACUGGGUGGUGUACCAGCUCUCCAAUGGAAAGGCCGUACCCUGGCUAAUUCUGGCAGAUGGGGAUGCCAAGUCGCCAAAGGAUUUAAAGGUG
Molecule: messenger RNA, 860 nt
Organism: Amphibalanus amphitrite
Lineage: Eukaryota; Metazoa; Arthropoda; Thecostraca; Balanomorpha; Balanidae
Product: soluble calcium-activated nucleotidase 1-like
Exons: 5
Coding region: 256-816 (186 amino acids)
Biological process (GO): proteoglycan biosynthetic process
Molecular function (GO): GDP phosphatase activity; UDP phosphatase activity; calcium ion binding
Source: RefSeq, a predicted model, not a curated record